Messenger RNA from Pochonia chlamydosporia 170, 2433 nucleotides. Its product is annotated as guanine nucleotide exchange factor Vps9. Gene Ontology annotation, cellular component: cytosol; endocytic vesicle. The coding region runs from base 1 to 2433 and encodes 810 amino acids. NCBI's taxonomy places the organism in Eukaryota, Fungi, Ascomycota, Sordariomycetes, Hypocreales, Clavicipitaceae. The record is from RefSeq and is a predicted model, not a curated record. Gene Ontology annotation, molecular function: small GTPase binding; ubiquitin binding; guanyl-nucleotide exchange factor activity. Gene Ontology annotation, biological process: vesicle-mediated transport. The transcript is spliced from 5 exons.
AUGUCGCCGCCGGAGGAGCCCGCGGGCCCAGAGGUUGUCAACCCACCUAACGACAAGGAUACAUCACAUGCCAACGAAGAUGUAAAUCCCACCAUGUCGCCCGAACCCUCUGCCUCUGUUGUUGAGACGGCUACUGGGAAGGAUAUACCGAAGGAGGACCAGCAAAUACCUGUAUCAGAUAGAGCAGAACCAGUUGAGAAUGACACCUCUGCGGAGGCUUCAUCCGAACUUGCAACCCAAACCAAGCGCACGGAGCAACCUUCAACCCCUGCUAUCGAGAAGCAUAUCCCAGCGCCGUUGAAACUGGCUGAGCCUGAGGGCCCCGAUGCCAUGACCUCGUCUGUGGCCACCAUAAAGGCUCCGGCCACAUCAUCGUCACAAAAAAAAGACAACGAUUCACAAUAUCUUGCAGCCGAACCGUCGCCCUAUGUCGAUCCCACGCCUGCAACCCCCAUGACCUCGCAGCCUCCAUCACGGAGCCCCUCCACCGCUGCAAGAUCUCACCGAUCCGACGAACCGUCACCCUCAAGAUCCGAUGGGGCAGAUGAGGAAAAGAGAUACACAAGCGAGGACGAGCAAGAUGGCGGUUCACGCUCCGAGAUCCAGAGCAUCAUGGAGCAGUUCAGCGAAGCAGGUGGUGGACCUGACGCAGAGGAAGUAAUGAGCCCACGGCUAGAGAUUGCGUCUCCCAUUCUGGCCGGGCCAGUUCAGCACCCCCCUCGAAAGUCAAGCUUAGAACCACUCUCGCAGUCGAUAUCAAACCAGCUCCAGGAUUUCAACGCCUUGCGAGUAUCUACGUCGUCUCCCUCCAGCGUAAGGUCCAAGGAAAGGGCUGUCGAUGAUCAUGGGCCGCCAGUCCCGCCCAAGGACGGUGCUUUUGGAACUCCUCCUCGAACGAGAGACGACAGGCGGCCAUCUAGCAUAACGUCGCCAACCUCUCCGCAACUAUCCAUGCACCGUCCUCCUCCCCCUGACCCCGAACCGGAACCAGCCCUUCCUUUUGACUUUCACAGAUUUCUAGAACAGCUGAGAAACAAAAAGGCAGACCCGGUUGCAAGGUAUCUCAAGUCAUUUUUGUCUGAAUUUGGCAAGAAGCAGUGGAUGGUUCAUGAGCAAGUCAAGAUUACAAGCGACUUUUUGGCCUUCAUUGCCAAUAAGAUGAUGUUAUGUGACGUCUGGAGGGACGUGUCCGACGCCGAGUUCGACAACGCUCGCGAGGGAAUGGAGAAGUUGGUCAUGAAUCGAUUAUAUGCACAGACGUUUUCCCCAGCCAUUGCUCCACCAAAGCCUAUUCCAGGCGCCAAGCCGAGAAGACGAGGAGGAGAUGUGCCUUUAGGCCCUGGCCGCCGUGGACAACAUCAAGAAGACGUUGAACGUGAUGAGAUCCUGACUCAGAAGAUCAACAUCUAUGGAUGGGUGAAAUUGGAGCAUCUGGAUAUUCCGCCAGUGGGAGACAGUGGUCGCCGGUUCUUAAAACUCGCUCAGCAAGAGCUUUUGAAAAUCAAGUCAUAUAGAGCGCCACGUGACAAGAUAAUCUGCGUCCUGAACUGCUCCAAGGUAAUAUUCGGUCUCUUGAAACACAACAAGUCCGACUCAUCAGCAGAUUCAUUCAUGCCACUGUUGAUUUACGUCGUAUUACAAUGCAAUCCUGAGCAUCUGGUUUCCAACGUACAAUACAUUUUGCGAUUCAGAAACCAGGAGAAGCUUGGUGGUGAAGCUGGCUACUACCUGUCAUCUCUGAUGGGAGCCAUCCAGUUCAUUGAAAACAUGGAUCGAUCAUCACUCACAAUAUCCGACGACGAAUUCGAAAGAAACGUCGAAGCAGCUGUAUCAGCCAUUGCCGAAAAACACCAGGCUGCCUCCCCCAUUUCACCCCAGCAGCAGCAACAACCUACAUUCAACGAGAAAGCCGGCUUCUACCCCAGUGGAUCGAGCGGUCGACCAUCCAUCGAUGGGGUGGAGGGCUCAACCCCACGGCGCUCAACCUCCUCUUAUGAAGGCGACGCCCAAGACGGUGCAGCAAUCAGCGGCUUGCUUCGAACCAUUCAAAAACCGCUCAGUACAAUUGGUCGAAUCUUCUCCGACGAGAAUGGCUCUUCGUCUUCCGCUCCCGGAAGUGUUCCCCGUUCCCCCGGCUUGACAGAUCGCCAAUCCCCUCGACCAACUCAUCGAGAUCAGCACGCUGCCUUGCAAGAGCAACAGCAGCAACUGCUUGCCAAGCAUGCUCUCCCCGCAGAAGAAGCCGCUGCUAGACAAGCAAGUGCCGAAGCAGCAGAAGCCCAGCGGCUACACCGUGCUGAGCAUGCAAAUGUUGUGGAGACGCUGGCGGGCAUGUUUCCCGACCUCGACAAAGAUGUUAUUAGCGAUGUUGUUUACCAGAAGCAAGGAAGGGUUGGUUUGGCAGUCGAUGCAUGUUUGGCGCUAUCUUCAUAG